UUUGAAUUAGAAUUCGAAUAGUCAUAAGCUAGAAUAGUAAUAUGUCCGAAUCAACCGAUAUGGACUGCGCCAACUCUGAAUCCAUGCUGAUUGGAGUGCAGCAUGUGGGUGUGACAGCCAAAAUACAGUCGCCACUCAAGAAGGUCCGUCCCCGUAUGGAAAUAUCCAGCGAAUCGGACAUGUAUCAAGAUGCCCCGAUCAAAACCCAAUAUCAAGUGUUCAAAAACGACCGAUUGCAAGAGACAACUGGCACCACAACGGAUGGCAGCUCACCGCCCGCUCUGUACAAGAUGCGUGCCGAGCCGGAGAGCUUACUGCUGGGUAGCGUGAAUGAAAACCCGGAACGCAUUGAGUUCCAGCGCUACUCGAAGCGGCGUCCCCGUGUCUCUGUGCCACUACGUGGCCGUGCUGGAGUCCACCCGAGAUCAAAGGCGAACAAAGCAUCCCAGGCGCCGCAGCUGACGAAGAAGAAGAAGGAGAAACCAGGCAUUGUCAACCGUCUGAUGCACGCGCUGGACAACAUGUGCAAGUGCCAGCCGCAGCACUCGCAAAGCCUCAUCGACAAUCUGCCCGAGCCGCACUGGAACAAGAAGGAGGAAUCGCGCCACACGUGCAUCGGCAUAUAUCCGUUCGAGCACGGCUGUGCGGAUUAUCUGAGCACCACGGACACACAUCCCAGGAUCAAUGCCAUUGUCCUCGCAGAUCGGGCCACCACCUAUGCCACUCACUUCUGGGCGGAGCUGUUUGGACUCCUGCACAUUGCCGUGGCCUUUGUGGUGGCCUUCAUUCUGCAGUGCUAUCGAUUCGUGCUCUACUCUCUGGUCAACACCCUCCUUGUGGGACUGCUGCACUUGACCUCCGACUAUGUGCUGAAGCCUGUGCUGACCACGCUGUUCAAUGGUUUCCUGCAGCCGCCCCUGAUCCUGGUGUACAACAUUCUCUGCUCCUUGCGUGACAUUACGGAGCCUCUGGGCGAUGCCUUGGGACAUUUCCUCAAGCCGCUGGCCACUGUUUGCGGCAGCCUGCGACUGGUCGAUGUCAACCACCGUCCAGUCCGACGUUUAUCCAAAAACGUUUGAUUUUCCUUGUUUGUUCUUUCGUUUGUUUAAAUUCGU
Drosophila guanche is the source of this 1115-nucleotide messenger RNA. RefSeq lists its product as uncharacterized. The record is from RefSeq and is a predicted model, not a curated record. NCBI's taxonomy places the organism in Eukaryota, Metazoa, Arthropoda, Insecta, Diptera, Drosophilidae. Bases 42 to 1079 code for a protein of 345 amino acids. The transcript has a single exon.